Messenger RNA from Tuber melanosporum (Perigord truffle), 2672 nucleotides. RefSeq lists its product as uncharacterized. The coding region runs from base 488 to 2341 and encodes 617 amino acids. NCBI's taxonomy places the organism in Eukaryota, Fungi, Ascomycota, Pezizomycetes, Pezizales, Tuberaceae. Gene Ontology annotation, molecular function: oxidoreductase activity, acting on the CH-OH group of donors, NAD or NADP as acceptor. The transcript has 6 exons. The record is from RefSeq and is a predicted model, not a curated record.
CCGCCUUCCUAUAUUUUUUGGUCCUCUGGUGAUUUGCUGGCGGGGGUGGCUUGAUUGGGAUUGGCUUCACAGGCUGAUUCAAGGGCAGUUUGAUCUCGAGACAACACCAGAAAGCCGAUAAGAGCGACACAACAGCAACAACAGCUCCGCCCCGUCUAUAAUCAUCACCACAAUCACCAUCAUCACAUUCCCCUUGUCUACCUACUGCUUUUCUCCCUCUCAACCCUAAUUCCUUGCCACCGGUGAACGCUCCAGCGUCUAAGGGAAACAUUGAACUUGCCUCUGAACCAACCCCACCCCUCAUUUUCACGCAGCUUGUCUAAGAAUAUCCCUGCCAACAACCGACGGGUACCAAGCGCCUUUCUUAGUUGUCCCCUCACCAGCUCUGGGCACUGUAAGUCUUCAAGGCACAGAUCUGCUCGCCACCUACUAAACUGGGGAAGCAGAGACGGCAAACAACUGAGAAAGACUUUCUAUCAUUCAAACGAUGUCUAUGAUGGAUCCUGCCACAGAAUUGAAAAAUUUGAAGUUCACUCCCCGAACUUCAGCAUGGAAGCACAUGCAACGUUUUGAGAGGCUUUGUUCUCUCGCAUACCCUCGAGCUACUGACGCUGGAAAAUGGAGUUUGUUCGUGAAAACGAUUGAUACGACGAAUGUAUGGGGCGCUGGUAGGGGAAUGACGCCUGGUCGGUGGCUUAUGGAUUUGAGUGAAGACUGGCUGAGGAAGAACCCACACUGCAGUCAACCAGACUGUACUGACUGUAAACACGACUCAAUGUCUUUCGACUACCUCAGGAGUGCUUUCUUGGAACGAUGGGGCAACACCAACACCUCCCCCCAUGGCAAACUUAGGCAGCCUACACGGUCACACUCACUACCCCCCCCCUCGGAAUCUGAUGGAGACCCUGUAGACGUUCUCACUCCUUCCGAUUUUAUUUCGAAUGCACUCAUCCCACGAGGGGGCUCUUCCAAUUAUAACCCUCCUGCAGCGCCUACCCCACCCAAUGAACCGGUUUCGGAACGUGAGAGACUAGUCCAAGAGACGAAGACAUCAAUUGCUAUCAAUCCUGCUGGCAAUGGCGGUGGGCAAAUCGUUCUUCAGAUCACGGACAACAACAAGUCGCGAAAGAGGAAGAAGGAUAUCAAGGCUACCAUUGACACCCCACCUCCACAGCACGGCAUGAAUGAGGGCUCUCUGCCGGAUUCACCAAGGGAUAGAGAUUACCAUGACCGUGACUAUCACCACCCGGAUGAUGCUUACCGAAGUGACCGAGAUGAACGUGAUCAUCGAACCCCCAGGGAUUAUCGAAGUCAGCAUCAUGAUCGUGAGAGAUCCCGCCAUCGGGAUGGUGUCCACGUCAUCGAGGCCGAGCCCCCGGUCCUGGAGCUGAUCAGACAGCCAUCUCCCCAAUCAGACCACAGACACGAUAAUUCCCAAGCACUUGUUGAGGUUGCAUCCAGCGAGGUCGAUGAAUCCACCGUUACCGGUGACGCUAUGUUGACGGCCCCAUCCCAGCCUGUUCUUCGGCCCCGAUUGCUUGAGGGCAAGAUCUGUGCUAUCACCGGAGCCUCGCGGGGAAUUGGUCGGGCUAUUGCCCUAGGGUUUGCCAAGGAGGGUGCACACAUCAUCGCACACUACUGGGGUACUAAGAGUGAUCCUGCCAAUGAAGAGAUCGUAUCUUUGUGUGUAGAGAUUAGAAGUAUGGGGCAAGGCUGUACAAUUGUCUUUGGUGAUAUAUCCGACCCCCGAACGAGUGACAACAUCGUCAAGCGAGCGGUAGAGACUUACGGAAGACUGGACGUUGCCGUCGGAAAUGCUGGGAUGUGCUGGUAUAGAGAAUUCUUGGAUGUCACCCCUGAGCUCCUCCGCCGCCAUGUGGACGUUAACCUAAACGGCAACUUCUAUUUUGUCCAAGCUUGUGCUCGGCAGUUCAAGGAGCAGUUCCACGCCAUGCCUAUCGAACCUCGCCCCGAUCCGAUCCCAGACUACUCUAUAAUCUUCAUCUCCUCGGCGGGCGCACUUUCGGGGAAUGGACACCAAGCGCACUACAAUCCCACCGCCGCCGGUCUCCUCUCACUCAUGCAGGGAACAACUAUUUCCCUAGGUCCCUACGGUGUCCGCUGUAACGCGUUGCUACCGGGAGUUGUACAGACCAAGAUGAACAGGGAGGAGCUUCAAGACAUGGAAAAACGCGGCAGACUCGAGAAGAAGGUUCCUCUCGGCAGGUUGGGUGUCCCGAGUGAUGUUGUCGGGCCGGCAGUCUGGCUCGCAAGCGAGGGGGCGAAGUACGUCAGCGGAGCACAGAUCGCGGUCGACGGAGGAGCUUUUGUGAAUAACUAGUGUGGAAGCGCAUGUAUCGGAUGGGUGGGAAUAUUUCUUUUAUAUCUUGUCGCGGAUGUAUGGGCAUUUUCUGGAGACUUUGCAUCUUUUCGUCCAUAGUGUUCUUUAUGUGUUGCUUUUAUGACGGCGGUUUUUAAAGGGGUUCUCCAUUUCUGUGUUGGCGAAGGUGUUUUCUUCGUUUAUCUGAUUAUUAUAUCUAUUUUCGUCUUGCUUGUUUGAAUUGGGGUAUGUUUGGGAAGAUGAUUUCUUAUGUAGGUUACAGGUGGAUGGACAGAUUGUUUGCGCGCGUUAAAAUGAAAAGAAUUGUGUGGUGGUGUCGGAAUAGAUCCAA